GCGGGGGCGGGGGGGAACCCACGCGCUCGGGACAAGUUUCUGGCGGCUGGAGCAUGACGGGUUCUGACAGCGACGCUCGGAUUUAAUCAGCCCGAGCCCCUCCCGGGUCCGAAGCACGCUUGGCUUUCGGAGAUGCAAGAUGCAGCCGCCCCGAGAGCUGCUGUAGACCAGGUUCCCUGUGAGUCCUGACCCAGCGCUUCACAUGUGCUGCAAUGGUGACAUAAACGAUGGACUGAGACCGGAAAACCCACCGAUUCUCUCCCCCUCUCUCUCUCCCUCCGCGCCCCCUGCUCGCCCUCUCUUUCAUGGUGCUCCUCCUGGGACCGGCUGAGGAAAGGCGAGGCAGCAUGAGUUUUAUCAUGAAGCUUCACAGACACUUCCAAAGGACGGUCAUCCUGCUGAGCACGUUCUGCAUGGUGAGCAUCAUCAUCUCCGCCUACUACCUGUACAGCGGCUACAAGCAGGACAAUGAGCUGUCGGAGAUGGCCUCAGAGGUGGACUGUGGGGACUUCCAGCACCCGCCAUACAGGCUGAUGGAGGGGAAGCCAGCGAGGCCGUCAGAGGCCUCAAGAACAGACCUCACGGUCCUGGUGUUUGUGGAGAGCCAGUACUCGCCCCUGGGCCAAGACAUUAUCACGGUUCUAGAAUCCAGCAGAUUCCAGUACCACGUCGAAAUCGCUGCCGGGAAGGGGGACCUCCCGGCGCUGACGGAGAAGGCGAGGGGCAAGUAUGUUCUCAUCAUUUAUGAGAAUAUUUUAAAAUACGUCCACAUGGACGCCUGGAACCGCAGCCUUUUGGAUAAGUACUGUCUAGAGUACGGCGUGGGCAUCAUCGGCUUCCACAAAGCCAGUGAGAAGAACCCGCAGAGCUUCCAGCUGAAAGGCUUCCCCUUCUCCAUAUACGGGAGCCUGGCGGUCAGGGACUGCUGCAUCAACCCUCAUUCUCCACUGCUCCACGUGACCAAAUCGUCGAAGCUAGAAAAGGGUUCCUUACCUGGAACUGACUGGACAGUGUUCCAGAUCAAUCACUCCGCCUACCAGCCAGUCAUCUUUGCCAAAGUCAAGACCCCAGAAAACCUUUCUCCUCCCAUCUCUAAAGGUGCUUUUUAUGCCACUGUCAUCCAUGACCUGGGGCUCCAGGAUGGCAUUCAGCGAGUUCUCUUCGGCAACAACUUGAACUUUUGGCUGCACAAGCUCAUCUUCAUCGAUGCUGUUUUCUUCUUGUCAGGGAAGAGACUGACUUUGACUUUGGACAGGUACAUCCUCGUGGACAUUGAUGAUAUUUUUGUGGGAAAGGAGGGAACAAGAAUGAAUACCAAUGAUGUUAAGGCCCUACUUGAUACUCAGACUCUUCUGCGUGCACAAAUUGCAAAUUUUACUUUCAACCUGGGAUUUUCAGGGAAAUUUUACCAUACAGGGACUGAAGAGGAGGACGAAGGGGAUGACCGUCUUUUGGGCUCCGUGGACGAGUUCUGGUGGUUUCCGCACAUGUGGAGCCACAUGCAGCCCCACCUCUUCCACAAUGAGUCAUCCUUGGUGGAGCAGAUGAUGCUCAACAAAAAAUUUGCCUUGGAGCAUGGGAUUCCAACCGACAUGGGCUACGCCGUGGCCCCUCACCAUUCCGGGGUCUACCCUGUGCAUGUUCAGCUGUACGAGGCCUGGAAGAAGGUCUGGAAUAUCAGGAUCACCAGCACGGAAGAAUAUCCCCAUCUGAAGCCAGCCAGAUACCGGAAGGGCUUCAUCCACAAAAACAUCAUGGUUCUUCCAAGACAAACCUGUGGACUUUUCACUCACACAAUUUUCUACAAAGAGUAUCCUGGAGGUCCCAAAGAGCUGGACAAAAGUAUCCAAGGAGGGGAACUGUUUUUCACUGUGGUCCUCAACCCAAUCAGCAUAUUCAUGACCCACCUGUCCAACUACGGGAAUGACCGACUGGGACUGUAUACAUUUGUCAACCUGGCCAACUUCGUGCAGAGCUGGACCAACUUGCGACUUCAGACGCUGCCUCCGUUACAACUGGCUCACAAGUAUUUUGAGCUCUUUCCUGAUCAAAAAGACCCUCUCUGGCAGAAUCCUUGUGAUGACAAACGCCACAGAGACAUUUGGUCUAAAGAAAAAACCUGUGAUCGCUUACCAAAAUUCUUGGUAAUAGGACCCCAGAAAACUGGUACUACUGCUCUGUACUUGUUCCUGGUUAUGCAUCCUUCCAUCCUUAGUAACUCCCCCAGCCCAAAAACCUUUGAGGAGGUACAGUUCUUUAAUAGAAAUAACUACCACAGGGGGAUUGAUUGGUAUAUGGAAUUCUUCCCUGUUCCAUCCAAUGUGACCACUGACUUUCUGUUUGAGAAGAGUGCCAACUAUUUCCACUCAGAGGAAGCCCCUAAAAGGGCAGCUUCUCUGGUUCCCAAGGCCAAGAUCAUCACCAUCCUCAUUGACCCAUCGGACCGAGCGUAUUCCUGGUACCAGCAUCAGCGGUCGCAUGAGGACCCCACCGCCCUCAAGUUUAGCUUCUACGAAGUGAUCUCGGCCGGGCCGCACGCCCCGUCGGACCUCCGAGUGUUGCAGAAGAGGUGCCUGGUGCCAGGGUGGUACGCCAGCCACAUCGAGAGAUGGCUCAUUUAUUUCCCGCCUUUCCAGUUGCUAAUUAUCGAUGGACAGCAGCUAAGAACUGAUCCUGCGACAGUGAUGGAUGAAGUGCAGAAGUUUCUAGGUGUCUCACCGCAUUAUAAUUACUCAGAAGCUUUAACGUUUGAUUCUCAUAAAGGUUUCUGGUGUCAGUUGCUGGAAGAAGGUAAAACAAAAUGCCUUGGAAAGAGCAAAGGAAGAAAAUACCCUCCGAUGGAUUCUGAUAGCAGAGCCUUUCUUUCAAGCUACUACCGAGACCACAACGUGGAACUGUCCAAGCUGCUGCACAGACUGGGGCAGCCCCUGCCGUCCUGGCUGCGACAGGAGCUGCAGAAAGUGAGAUAGCAUCACGACAGACCGUGGGAGACACCCGCCUUCCGCCCGACGCUCCCGGAAGCUGCCCCAAACGCUGUCAAGACAUAUACCUCUUCGGAUGAGAAAGCAGAUCCAGUCCCUCCCAUGUGCUUGCGUGUGGAUGAUCAGGAAAAGGGGAAAGGAAAAGUGUCUGUUCUAAAGCCUUGAGGCCCACGGCCGUUCUCGGACCCGGGUCUGAGCCGGCGGGAUUAUUGUAGAAUACUGGGCGCUCGUGUGGGUGUCAAUAGCAGCGAACACAAAGCGACCAGAGACAAAUGCAGAACUGUUUCAUUUGGUAGUGAUAUUUACAUUUUUGUAUCUCAAGUCAGAUUGUGUCUCUGUAGACUUUUUAGACCACCGUUUGCUUGUAAAAUGGUUUAUUCUUUGAUCCUCUAAAGUGUCCUACAAAACAAGAAGCAAAAUAAACAUCACACUGGAGCAUAAAAUGCCAAAGGCAUAACACCCAUGAAAAAUGCUUGCCAAACUCUAAGCCUAUUGAAGUAUUUAGGAAGAAUUAUAAAUCACAAUUUGUACUAGAUCAGAAUGGAAAUGUUAUAGAUGGCUUUACCGGCUCCAAAAGAGACAUUGUGGCAAAAAAAAAAAAGUGAAUUUUCAUAUAGUCUAAUGUAUUUAUGUAAUACUAACUCCUCCACCAUAAUUACUACACUGAAAUAUUUAUUGUAAAGCGGUUGGACGGUAAAUAGAAACAAAAUAAAUACACCAAAACAGUAAAUAACUACAUGAAGCAUACUGACUAAAGCGCCUGAUGCUUUAUCGCUGGCGAUUUACGUGCCCUUCCUGUGAACUACGGCUCUGCUCCAGGAAUCCUGAUUCUACAAAAACACUAGUACAGAAUCUGAGUUCAUCUCCAAAUGCCGAUGCCUUUUAAAUGUGAAAAUUACUACAUUUCUAGUAAUUUUCAGAGCGUAACAUAGUAAGUGAAAAUGAAGCAAUUUCUUUAUGUGGUAAGUUAUUUACACUUAAAUUAUUUAAGAACCUCUAUGUCCAGGCUGGGGAGAGAGAAUAGCAUGUAGGAUGCGUACCUUGCAUAUAGCCAACCUAGAUUAGAUCCCCGGAACCCCACUGGACUCCUGAUCCCCUCCACGAGAGAUCUCUGAGUGCAAAAUAGAGUAAUCCCUGAGCACUACCAGGUGUGGCACCCCAAAAAAGCCAAGAUGAGAAUCAUUUAGACAAACAUGUAAACUCAGUCUUCUUGCUUACCACAGUCUGCUCUGAAGCAGCAACUGCCUGCAUGCUCAAAAAUGCUCAUCAUCCUUCAUCUCCCCUGAGGAAAUUAGCUUUCAAGGGUCAAACAGUGAAGGGAGGUCCCCUCAGUUAUUUACUCUGCCAUAUUUCCAUGCUGAUGGCAAUAUUUCUACUGUAAACAACCACCAGCACCCAAAAAAUUUGAGUUAUUUAUGUUUUAAUAGAUUGAGAUGAGAUGAUGAGUCCACUAAACAAAACUGUUAAAAUCACCAUUUUGGAGAGUCAAAUAAAUACAACUGAACAACUCAGCUUUGAAGUCAAUGUGAAAAACAUACUAGAUGCAUGUACUGAAAGAAGGAAAAGCAAGAGUUCGUAGCUACCAGGUCUCAUUCACAGGGCAGGUGUUAUGGUACUCAGAGCAGCCACGUGCAAAGGCACGGGACUUCUCAGUCAUCUUUGAAGCCCCGCCCAAUCCUAGAAGACACGCAUACUGUCAACAUUAUAUUCUUCUGAUGGGUAUUAUGCCCUUCUCAAAGUUACAGAAAUACACACGAGAAGUAAUGUGAUUUACAGCUAGCUUUGUAUAGAAUUCCUUUUUCAUUCCUUAAAAUAUGAAACUUCCUCAGGAAGAAAUGAAAUGCUUAUUUCAAUGUUUAUAGCUAUAAUAUUCUUGUCAUUCACAUUGAAUGAAAAUUACUGAAAACAUUUUUUCUCUGAGUUUUUUAAAAUAAAAAAAAACUGGAUAUAAUUCUGAUAGUAGCAUGGUACCUCAUAUGUACAACAAUAAACUGUGA
Sorex araneus (European shrew) is the source of this 4978-nucleotide messenger RNA. RefSeq names its product N-deacetylase and N-sulfotransferase 3. Gene Ontology annotation, cellular component: Golgi apparatus. The transcript has 14 exons. Bases 306 to 2969 code for a protein of 887 amino acids. The record is from RefSeq and is a predicted model, not a curated record. Lineage: Eukaryota; Metazoa; Chordata; Mammalia; Eulipotyphla; Soricidae. Gene Ontology annotation, molecular function: deacetylase activity; heparan sulfate N-sulfotransferase activity.